Messenger RNA from Iphiclides podalirius (scarce swallowtail), 201 nucleotides. Lineage: Eukaryota; Metazoa; Arthropoda; Insecta; Lepidoptera; Papilionidae. The record is from the annotation of a GenBank genome assembly.
AUGCAACGGCCGCUGGCCAUCCGACCUGGUCGGUCGACCGCGGUGAGCACUUGCGCCGUAUCGCAUUACAUGGACACCAGGAUUUCGGGCGGCCGUAACGACGUCGCGCUGCCCGCCUUAGCCCACAAAGGCCCCGCGCCAACAUGCUAUGAACGGCCCCAAUUGGAAGGCCGUCAGCACCUUGGCAAAGCCAGGACGUAU